CCGAUGAAGAGGGAGGAGGAGGAGGAGGAUCGUCGGACGGCUGCUGACUCGUCCUUUUCUGCGACUCCUCCGGACUCUCGUGUCUUCGUCGCCCUCCAUGUGUCCAUCGCUUCCGAGCUUCUCCUCGUUUGUCGCAGGGAAAAUGGUUUAGGUGACGUGAAGCAGCUUAGGUGUGUGUGUUUUGUCGCGAGUCAGCGAUCCGACGGUCGUGUACAAUAAGUGUGUGUGUGUGAGGUCGCCGCAGUCGGAGCAGGACCCCCCCGCCCCCCACCCCCCACCGGGAGAGUGUGGACAGCGAAGGACGGAGCGCGACUCGGGAUUUAAACACGUACAUGCGCGUCCCUUCCGGGGCGAACGAAAGGUUCUGGGUUCGAGCAGCGCUCCUGAAAGAUGGAUCUGAAGGUGCUGUUGAUAUUGUUUGGAGCUGUUUGUUGCAGCACUGCUCAGCAAGAUGGGACCGAAUGCAUCAAGGCAAACGCAAAAUCCUGCGGGGAGUGUAUACAGGUUAGCGAGAAGUGCGGCUGGUGUACGGACCAUGAGUUCCUGAAGCAGGGAGAGCCCAAAUCGGCCCGCUGCGAUGACCUGGAGUCCCUGAAGAAGAAAGGCUGCAGUGUAGCUAAGAUCGAAAACCCCCGGGGCAGCCAGACCGUCGACAAGGACGUACCCGUGACCAACCGCAGCAAGGCCGGAGGAAAGAAGCUCACUCCUGAGCAAAUCACGCAGAUCCAGCCCCAGAAGCUCACCCUGAACCUCCGAUCUGGUGAAGCCCAGUCCUUCAAUCUGAAGUUCAAAAGGGCUGAAGAUUACCCCAUUGACCUCUACUACCUGAUGGACCUGUCCUACUCCAUGAAGGAUGACUUGGAAAACGUUAAAAACCUGGGAACGAGCCUGAUGUACGAGAUGUCCAAGAUCACUUCGGAUUUUCGCAUCGGUUUCGGCUCCUUCGUGGAGAAGACGGUCAUGCCCUACAUCAGCACCACGCCGGCCAAACUGCUGAACCCGUGCACGGGUGACCAGAACUGCACCAGCCCCUUCAGCUACAAGAAUGUGCUGAAGCUCACCAACGAUGGGCAGCAAUUCAACACGCUUGUGGGUCAGCAGCAGAUCUCUGGGAACUUGGACUCCCCAGAGGGCGGCUUCGACGCCAUCAUGCAAGUGGCCGUUUGCGGGGAGCAGAUCGGCUGGAGGAACGUGACCCGACUGCUGGUGUUCUCCACCGACGCUGGGUUCCACUUUGCCGGGGACGGCAAGCUGGGCGGGAUUGUGCUCCCCAACGAUGGGAAGUGUCACCUGGAGAAUAACAUGUACACCAUGAGCCACUAUUAUGAUUACCCUUCGAUCGCUCACCUGGUUCAGAAGCUGAGCGACAACAACAUUCAGACCAUUUUUGCCGUCACCGAGGAGUUCCAGCCCGUGUACAAGGAGCUGAAGAACCUGAUUCCGAAGUCUGCGGUGGGGACUCUGUCGGCCAAUUCCAGCAACGUGAUCAACCUUAUCAUUGACGCGUACAACUCUCUGUCAUCAGAGGUCAUCCUGGAGAACAGCAAGCUGCCGGACGGCGUGACCAUCGCCUACCAGUCCCACUGCAAGAACGGGGUUGUGGGAGAGGGGGAGAACGGCAGGAAGUGUUCGAACAUCUCUAUUGGAGAUGAGGUCUCCUUUAACAUCAGCGUCACGGCGCACAAGUGUCCCAAGCAGAACAAGCCGGAGACUAUCAAGAUCAAGCCGCUGGGCUUCACCGAGGAGGUGGAGAUCGUCCUCAAGUUCAUCUGCGAGUGCGAGUGCCAAAAGACGGGCGAGGCCAACAGCAAGAUGUGCCACAACGGCAACGGGACCUUCGAGUGCGGAGCCUGCAGGUGCAACGACGGCCGCGUGGGCCGCCUGUGCGAGUGCAGCUCGGACGAGGUGAACAGCGACGACCUGGACGCCAACUGUCGCCGCGACAACGGCACCGACAUCUGCAGCAACAACGGCGACUGCGUCUGCGGCACGUGCGAGUGCAAGAAGAGGGAUAACCCGGAGGAGCGCUACUCGGGCGAGUACUGCGAGUGCGACAACUUCAACUGCGACCGAUCCAACAACAAGCUCUGCGGAGGACACGGGCGCUGCGAGUGCCGCGUGUGCAUCUGUGACACCAACUACACGGGCAGCGCCUGCGACUGCUCGCUCGACACCACAACGUGCCUGGCCUCCAACAAGCAGAUCUGCAACGGGAGGGGCAACUGCGAGUGCGGUACCUGCAAGUGCACCGACCCCAAGUUCCAGGGCCCCACGUGCGAGAUCUGCCCCACCUGCCCCGGUGUCUGCGCGGAGCACAAGGACUGCGUGCAGUGCAGGGCCUUCGGCACCGGGGAGAAGAAGGAGACCUGCGAGCGCGACUGCGGCUACUUCAAGCUGAUCAAGGUGAAGGACCGGGACAAGCUGCCCCAGCCCGUACAGGCCUUCCCCCUGAUGCACUGCAAGGAGCGGGACAACAACGACUGCUGGUUCUACUACACCUACAUGGUGGACAACAACACGGAGAAGAUCGUGCACGUGGUGGAGAAGCGUGAAUGCCCCGACAUCGCUGACGUCCUCCCCAUCGUGGCGGGGGUGGUGGCCGGCAUCGUGCUCAUCGGCCUGGCCCUGCUGCUCAUCUGGAAGCUGCUCAUGAUCAUCCACGACAGGAGGGAGUUCGCCAAGUUCGAGAAGGAGAAGAUGAACGCCAGAUGGGACACGGGUGAAAAUCCCAUCUACAAGAGCGCCGUGACGACUGUGGUCAACCCCAAAUACGAGGGCAAAUGAUGGCGCUCCACUUCUCUCAUAUCAACACUGUAUGCAAAAGAUUGACGGAGGGAGGGGAGGGAGGGUUGUUUUUUUCCUUUCAUUUUUGUUUUGGUUUUUAGUCACAGUAUUAUAGCUAAGUUAGGCCACUCUUUCUCUUUGUUUUACUAACAGUUUGUUUUUUUUUUUUUUUUUUUUCUAUGCAUCAUUUUUAAGGAAAAUGUACAGUCAUGUAUAAAAUUUGGGUUUACUUUUGUUUUAUAUGGGUAAUUUUUUUUGCCGCAGGACUGGCAAGGUCAACAAAUGUCAGGUUGUGCCUUUUUCCUUCCGCCGACCCAUGUGGACGGAGGGAGAGAAACUCUUUCUGUGGAGUUUGAGUCAUGAGCGUCAGACAGGACCUGAGAUGAAAGCCGGGAUCUCUGUACCGUGGUAACCGACAUGCUGUACAACCUUAGGAGGUGCUGUGGAAGUAGUUGGUGGGUUCUGUGCUGAUUCUUACAAGCAUGGGAAAGAUGGGUGCUUGCAUUUGCUUUUUUCCUUUUUCGUGUUAAAUAUGUGUAUCUGAAUGUGGUAUAACAAACUGAAUACUUUGAGGACAAGUGAAUUAUGGAUGUUGGCAGAAAGUAACUUUUAAACUCAGGUCCUUCUCUGGGCUCAUUUUAAGCAAUGCCAAAUAUAACUGCCUUAUUUGCGAGACAAAAGCCUUAUUUUUAAAGAAUUUUCCGUUGGUAACUACAAGCGAAUUUUGAAGACCGAGAUCCAGUCCACACUUGUUUCUAUUGCUUUUUUCCUUUUAUAUUUUUAUGAAUUUUAAUUUUUUUUUUUUUUUUUUUUUUUUUUUUUUUUUUACCCCCCCCCAAGUCAGGAGGCUUGCACGUUCCCGGCCUUGUCAGAAAUGCAACGUCUGUAAAGAUCAGUGUUAAGGCAACGGCCUUCCAGAGCCUUAAAACUAUAAAAAAUGUUGUCUAUAUGUGUCACGUUAUUGUUUUGAAAGUGCCUUUUUUUUUUUUUUUUUUUUUUUUUUUUUGUUCCUGCUUCAUGUUCACUUUUUUGCGCAAUGUUUCUGAAUUUAUUUAUUAAAUAAAGUACCAAAACAAC
Molecule: messenger RNA, 3861 nt
Organism: Scleropages formosus (Asian bonytongue)
Lineage: Eukaryota; Metazoa; Chordata; Actinopteri; Osteoglossiformes; Osteoglossidae
Product: integrin beta-1-like
Exons: 16
Coding region: 391-2784 (797 amino acids)
Biological process (GO): cell migration; integrin-mediated signaling pathway; cell adhesion mediated by integrin
Cellular component (GO): integrin complex; cell surface; focal adhesion
Molecular function (GO): integrin binding; laminin binding; collagen binding involved in cell-matrix adhesion
Source: RefSeq, a predicted model, not a curated record